AGAGAAAAAAAUGAGAAACCGAGGAAUGCUUCCCCGUGCUGCAGAAGCACAGUGGGCUCACUUUGGGCUUCUUUUAAGCCCCUGAAUCAAUCUGCAUAUCCACAUGAUCUCAGAUGACCCGCGGUCGGGGCUGCGGCGGCAGUUUCUAAGGCAGCCUUGGCCCGCCCGGAGCAGCAGGUAGGGGAGGGCCGCAUGGUCGGGAGCCGUGCCACCCUCCCGCCCCGCGCCCCGAGCAGCGCACCCGCGCCCGCCGGGGAGGCAUGAGCGACGGAGCUGCAGCUCCGCGCCGCGGUAAGUGUGGUCAUCUCUGUAAGUGUGAGAGCAUCAUGGUGGCAUUUAAGGGAGUCUGGACUCAGCCAUUCUGGAAAGCAGUUUCAGCGGAGUUUUUGGCCAUGCUCAUUUUUGUCCUCCUCAGCCUCGGUUCCACAAUCAACUGGGGUGGAGCAGAGAAGCCCCUGCCUGUAGACAUGGUCCUUAUCUCCCUCUGCUUUGGACUCAGCAUUGCAACCAUGGUGCAGUGCUUUGGACACAUCAGCGGAGGCCACAUUAACCCUGCUGUGACAGUGGCAAUGGUCUGCACUAGGAAGAUCAGCCUCGCCAAGUCCAUCUUCUACAUUCUUGCCCAAUGCCUGGGGGCCAUCGUAGGCGCAGGCAUCCUUUACCUCAUCACACCACCAAGCGUGGUAGGAGGCCUGGGAGUCACUGCGGUACAUGGAGAUCUUUCCGCUGGCCAUGGACUCCUGGUGGAGUUGAUAAUUACAUUCCAGCUGGUUUUUACUAUUUUUGCCAGCUGUGAUUCAAAACGAAGUGAUGUCACUGGUUCAGUAGCUUUAGCAAUUGGAUUUUCUGUUGCAAUUGGACAUUUAUUUGCUAUCAAUUACACCGGUGCCAGUAUGAACCCUGCCCGAUCGUUUGGUCCUGCUGUCAUCAUGGGGAAAUGGGAAAACCAAUGGGUAUAUUGGGUGGGACCAAUAAUAGGAGCAGUCCUUGCUGGUGCUCUUUAUGAGUACGUCUAUUGCCCAGAUGUUGAACUCAAGCGCCGUUUUAAAGAUGUCUUCAGUAAGGCCACCCAGCCAUCCAAAGGGAAGUACAUCGAGGUGGAUGAUAACAGGAGCCAUGUAGAGACCGAUGACCUGAUCCUGAAGCCUGGCAUAGUUCAUGUGAUUGAUAUUGACAGGGGUGAGGACAAGAAGGGAAGAGAUGCAUCCAGCGAGGUGUUGUCUUCUGUAUGACUAGCAAGAAGCACUGAAAACAGAGAGCAGCCUCCUAGCACGUCCACAGAUAUCCUUCCACCUAUUAAAGAAACAGAUCUCCUCUAGACUGAGCAUCUACCAUUCCUUAAAAGGUAUGGUGUGGGCAGCUGAAUGGUAAUGGUGUCACCAAACCAUACUCCUGCUCAGUUGCAAGAUUAGGACUUUGUAUAAUUAGGAUUCCCCAUCAAUUAUUCCAAAUUAGGACUUGUUCCUAGUAUUUCUCUUUCCUUCUUUCUGGAGCAACCAAAAAGUAAAAAAAAAAAAAAAAAAAGAAGAAGAAGAAGAAA
Messenger RNA from Pezoporus occidentalis (night parrot), 1540 nucleotides. It is a transcript of the gene AQP4, whose product is annotated as aquaporin 4. The record is from RefSeq and is a predicted model, not a curated record. Gene Ontology annotation, biological process: transmembrane transport; water transport. Gene Ontology annotation, molecular function: water channel activity. Gene Ontology annotation, cellular component: basolateral plasma membrane; plasma membrane. The transcript is spliced from 5 exons. Bases 261 to 1232 code for a protein of 323 amino acids. NCBI's taxonomy places the organism in Eukaryota, Metazoa, Chordata, Aves, Psittaciformes, Psittacidae.